This is a messenger RNA of Cryptotermes secundus, 3445 nucleotides long. RefSeq lists its product as uncharacterized. Bases 137 to 3445 code for a protein of 1102 amino acids. Lineage: Eukaryota; Metazoa; Arthropoda; Insecta; Blattodea; Kalotermitidae. The transcript has 4 exons. The record is from RefSeq and is a predicted model, not a curated record.
GUCUGGACCGCCUGGGUGCUGUCGUCCAACCCACAGUCCAUCGCUAUACCUAUUUCGCAAUCCCGACUCGGCGGAUUUUAUUAGUGCAAAUGAUAAUGAAAUACGCUUCGCCACAAGUGCUUCAGCACUUGCGAGCAUGGAUUGGAGCUGUCAUCAGAAUAAUGAGAACAGUUUUAGAAGCAUAUCCAAAUUAACUGCUAAUGAUAUAACCAGUGAUAUGCGUAAUUGUGCUCAGGCUGAUGUAAAUUUGGACACAGGGAACCUCAUCUUUGCAUAUACAAAGCUUAAUCAACAAUUUAAAAAAAUGGAGCCAAAAACUUGCCAUACUACACAUGCAGAAAUUAUUAAUUCAGGGAUGAACUAUAACUCAAUAAUUUCCAGUGUUCCUAACAACAGAGCUGCUCUUUUGAAGAAUCCACUAAAUCAUUCUAAAAACAAACAGUCUCUGAAAGUGAUACAGAAUGUUCCAGAUAUAUAUGACAGUGUUCCAGUCAACAGUCAUACAUAUGAGAGACAACAGUUUAGCCCACAACUGUCCAAGUUCAGCAUGUAUGGAAAUGCAUCUCAUCAGAAUAUCAUGGGCAUUGGGGGAUCAUCAGUUGAUAUUUUUCCUGAUUAUUUACAACAGAUAUUCAUAAAAGCAGACACUGACAUCGUCUCAUUGUAUAAAUUCCUUGAAAUCUUUAAUAAUUCAGUAAAUAGUCAAUAUGUACUCGAUAGUGGCUCAUGUAAGGCACACACAGUUCUUUGCCUUUCAAACAUCCCUGAUGUAAGUGCUUCAGAGGAUCACAGUGCACAAAGUGAAACAUUUGGCAAGUUGGAAGAUAAAAUAACUGUGAUAAGCAGUUACUGUAACGAUUUAGUUGAAAACAGAGGAAGGAUAAUGAUCAACAACACAAAUCUGUCAGCUACAUGGCAAAGAAAAUCCUUGCAGACAGUGAACAUGCUUUGGUCUACCAUGCCUCCUAAUCUUCAUAACAAAGAAGCAUCUUUGUAUACUAGUCACAGAAGUUGUUUUAAUGCAUCUUAUACUUGGAAGGAAGGUGACAGAUGUGAAAUAUUAAAAACACACAAUUCAAUUAGUAAAAACAGUCAAAUUCAAGCUCACUGCAUCAUAAAUGGUAAUCCAGAGAACCUUCAAAAGCAUUCUAGCAUGUUAGGUGACUGCACAUCUUUCAAUGAACGCAAUAUAGAAGUGAAUUUCUUUCAAGGGUGUGAUAUUUCUGACAGAAAAGUAAUUCAUAAAGAUAGUGUUCCCUUUAAACCAGGUGUUGCACUGCAGAAAUGUGUUGUUACAGCAGAAAGUGAGAUGUCAGCAAGUUUGGAACAAUACAGUUUUGAAACUGAUGCAAGUGUGCCAUCAGACAUCAAAAAGCAGAAGAAAUUGAUGGAUGCUGAGUCCUUAUAUGACUUACAUGAUUUUAUAACAGAAGGCACAGAUAAAACCAAAACUAGUUCUAGAGGACAUCCCAUAAUAAUGUCGCAGAAAAUAAGGAGUUUGUCUCAGCCAUCCUUACCCACCUUUUUACUCCAUAAUAGCACAGACGAUGAACAGCUGUCAGAAGAUGCUGAGGAUGGAAGUGACAGUCUCAGUGACACUUUCACAGCAUGUGAAGAAGUUCACUAUGAAAAUAUAUCAAAAUUGAUGGAACACCCCACAGAAGAUAUUAAGGAAAACAAGCAAAUAGAGAUGCCUUGCAAUUCAGUUAAUGUAGUUUAUCAUGAAACCACUGAGGAAACAGCAGUUGUUGACUCUAAUCAGAAUGUUUAUAUGGUGCAGUCAGACCAUUUAGAUACCAGUGUUGCUACUGAAUUAAAUACAAAUGUCUGUUUCAGCGAAUUAUGUAACAAGUCACAGAAACUGCAAACAAAAAGUGAUGGCUUUUGUGAAGAAAAUAAACUGUACUAUCCAUCUCCAUCUGAAAUGAAUACUAGUUACAACGACUAUGAAGUUCCACUGGUAAUUAUACAGGACAUGAAUCCUUGGUAUAGAGAAGAUGGAAAUGCCCUUGAGAUGGAAUCUCAUAACAGCCACAGCAUAACUGGAAUUGAAGCUCAUGUAAACAAAAGGGCAUAUCCAAGAAAAACCAAACAGCAUAUCAUAUUCCCACUGUCUCAGAAUGAAAUUUUCAGCGGCAGUAAGGUAAUUCCAGAUAGAAAUAUUCAAUGCGAAGCCUGCAUCCUGCCACAUAUUAGUUCUUGGAACAGACCAGAAAAUAAAACAUGUACAGAAGAGGCCAAAACAAGUCAUUCCCAUGUCACACACUCAACAUGCAUUAACUAUACUAGAGAUGCAAAUGUUCAGGGCAAGAUGUGUGCACUUACUUUGCCAAGUGACACUGAUGCAAACAGAAGACAGAUAGUAAAAACAUCUCAGAAAUAUAAGCCACAGGUAGAAAUUUGUCACAUUACUGAAACUGACAGCAAAAUUAAUAGCAAACAUGAAUCUUUCAUGAUAAGGGGAAAUAUAUCCAGCCCAGAAUAUGUAUCUACACAAAGAACACAAAUGUUCACAAGACCAUAUUCAUCAGAUAUUAUGUGUAGUAAUGAUUUCAGUCAUCAACAUCUGCCUGUCGAGGACUACACUGCCUUUCCCAAAUCAGAUGCAGAGUCUGUAUCUAAUUCUUGGGAAGAUAGUUAUCAGACACAACCAGUGCAAUAUCCUUGUACACAGAACAGACGUAGUCCCAGCCAUAUGUCUCAAGUUCGUAACACCAGUCUAGAAAACGCUCUGCAUUCAUGCAUAGACAUGGCUGUCAGGAAACAUGAAAAUGACAUACACAAACAGCCAUGUUAUACUGAGGGGCAGUCAACACAAGAUGUUACAGUACAAACAAAUAUCAGAAGCUUGAUCAACUUAGAGAACCAGAGUUAUUGUUUUUUAUGUUUCAGCAACAAAAGCAACCAAUUUAACAAUCAGAAUUUGACUUUGAAGAGACACAUUGAAGCUCUCUACCUGGAGUCUGUUUCUUUACCCAAAAAACGAAGAUAUGAUACCCUGAAAUCAGCAGAGUCUCACAUUUCUGAAUUACCUACCAACCAUAAUUCAAGGGCAGAGAAAUCUGAAAUCAUUGAAGGUUUCUCUACUGAUGAUAAUGAAGACACAAAUUUUAAAUAUGAGGAAUAUUUACCUAAAGUACAGGAUACUUCAAUAAUUAAUGUAGAAAAUUUUGUAGACUCAGAUCAUAAGGUUCCUGAUACUGUGAAAGACAUUUCCUGGACGGAUGUUGACGUGAACCAAAAAGAGCUGUACAUGACAGACCAAAUUAUGAAAGCUCCAACCAAAGGUGAACAGAACUUUGAGUAUCAGUUCCCAAAAGCAUGGACCAGCAACAUAGAAGAGAAGGCCCUUCAAAAUCAUGUACCUGUUAGGCGUUCAAUUCGUAUUGGCCUAUCCAGAAGAGCCCAGCCACAGCCCCUCCAUCCCCACUACCCACAACAAUAA